UGCGUCGCGCUCUCUGCCUUUGACGGUCCGAUCUGAACUCAUUCUGUGCACCCUCAUCCUGGUGGAUUUAACCUGCGUGCUCGUCCAGCCCACCCCCAAGAGUUAACUUUUUUUUUUUUUAUUUUAAAAAAACACCAGGUGCCCUGUUAUCGAUGGCGGAGGGUGUGCGCCCCGAGGACUACUGCGACGAGCCAGUGGAGGACGAAUUUGGAGAGAUCAUUAAGUGUCGAUCUGACGAAAGAGAAGACGUUCAGAAGAAGACUUUCACAAAAUGGGUGAACUCACAGUUGGCUAAGACAGGGAAACCACCUGUGGACGAUCUGUUCGCAGACUUGUGUGAUGGACGACGCCUGCUGGAGCUGCUGGAGGGGCUGACAGGACAUGAGCUGGUGAGGUUGGAGAGAGGAUUCACACGUGUACACUCGCUCAACAAUGUCAACCGCGCUCUGCAGAUCUUGCAGAAGAACAACGUUGAACUGGUGAAUAUCGGAGCGUCAGACAUCGUUGAUGGGAAUCACAAACUGAUUCUCGGGCUCAUCUGGAGCAUCAUUCUCCACUGGCAGGUCAAGGAUGUGAUGAAAGAUGUGAUGGCGGGCCUACAGCAGACCAACAGUGAGAAGAUUCUGCUGAGUUGGGUUCGUCAGAACACACGCCAGUAUCCUCAGGUCAAUGUGGUUAACUUCUCCAGUAGCUGGAAUGAUGGAUUGGCCUUCAACGCCCUCAUCCACAGUCACAGACCUGAGCUUUUCGACUGGAGCUCGGUGGAGAAGAAGAUGUCGGCGAUCGACAGACUGGAACACGCCUUUCAUAAGGCUGAACAACACCUGGGGAUAGAGAGACUGCUGGACCCGGAGGAUGUGGCAGUGCCUCACCCGGACAAGAAGAGCAUCAUCAUGUAUGUGACGUCGCUUUUCCAGGUGCUUCCCCAAAGCGUUUCUAUGGAAGCCAUCCAGGAAGUGGAGACGUUGCCACGAGCGAGUCCGGCGGGCGUCACCCGGGUGACGACGGAGGAGCACUACCAGAUCCAGACCCAGCAGCGCUUCUCCCAGCAGAUCACAGUGAGUGUGGCUCAGGGGCGAGUUCGGAGCCCCUCCCCUCAGCCUCGCUAUAAAAGCUAUGCCUACACCCAGGCUGCAUAUGUCAAGUCGCCCGAGCAAAAGAGGAGGCGUUUUACUGAGCAGUUCCUGAGUCCCGGCCAGGAGGAGCUGCAGCGUGGCCUCAGCCCUCUGCCUCCAGGUUCUACCAGUCUGGAGAGCUACCAGGCUGCACUGGAGGAGGUGUUGACGUGGCUGCUGUCAGCUGAAGAUGGUCUCCAGGCCCAGCCUCCCAUCUCCAACCAUGUGGAGGAGGUGAAGGAGCAGUUCCACACUCACGAGGGCUACAUGGUGGAGCUGACCACUCACCAGGGCAGUGUGGGACGGGUCCUUCGGGCUGGCGCCGCCCUGCUAGGAGAAGGAAAUCUGAGCGAGGAGGAGGACUCGGAAGUCAGGGAGCAGAUGAACCUUUUAAACUCUCGGUGGGAGCACCUCCGAGUGGCUAGCAUGGAGAGACAAAGCAGACUUCAUGAGGUCCUGAUGGAACUGCAGCACCAGCAGCUGCAGCAGCUAACAGACUGGUUGGAUGUGACGGAGGCACGAAUUAAGAGGAUGGGGGCUCAGCAGCUGGGUCCUGACCUGGAGGACGUCAAGUACCAAGUAGAGGAGCACAAGCUCCUGCAGGAGGACCUGGAGCUGGAGCAGGUGAGGGUGAACUCUCUGACUCACAUGGUGGUGGUGGUGGAUGAGAGCAGUGGAGACAGCGCCACCGCCGCCUUGGAGAGCAAACUUCAGGUGCUUGGUGAUCGCUGGGCGGCCAUUUGUAGGUGGACAGAAGAACGCUGGAUUCUGCUUCAGGAGAUUCUACUGAAAUGGCAGCACUUCACCAACGAGCAGUGUUUAUUUGACUCCUGGUUGACUCAGAAGGAGGAGCUGGUUCGCUCCAUUAGGACGUCCAACCUUAAAGACCAGGCAGAGAUGGUGGCCUGCUUGCGCCGUCUUGCUACGGUGAAGGCAGAUCUGGAAGUGAAGCGUCCCACUAUGGACAAGCUGUGUUCCAUGAGCCAGGACCUGCUGUCCAGUGUCAAGAACAAAGAAGUGGCCAGCAAACUGGAGGCAAGACUGGAGAGCUUCGCCCAGCGCUGGGAUCGACUGGUCCAGAGUCUGGAGACCAGCAGCACCCAGCUGUCAUCGUCUGUCAGCGCGGCCCAGCAGUCCGAGAUGACCCACUCUGUCACGGCGACCGUUACCAAGGUGACGACGAGGGAGAAGGUGGCGGCCGUGCGCCAGACCCGAGAAUCGCCGCCACCACAGAAGAAGAGGCAGGUGGUGGUGGAUUCUGAGCUCAGGAAAAGGUUCGACGUGGACUUUACAGAAGUCCACAGCUACAUGACCCGAGGCGAGGCCAUCCUGCAGAGCCCGGAGUUCUCGGUGUCACGCAAGGACGGCAGCAUUCAGGAGCUGUAUGACAAAGUGCAGGCGAUCGAACGAGAGCGGACAGAGAAAUACCGAAAGCUUCAGGAGGCGACGCGGACAGCACAGACCCUGGUCGAGCAGGAGGGGACUCGUGCUGAGGACAUUGCACAGGCAGCAGAGCAGUUGAACCAGCGCUGGGUGGGAUUCUGUGCCCUGUUGGCCGACAGACUGGCAUGGCUCGCUUACCAGACAAAGGUGCUGGCCUUCUAUAGCUUGUAUGAGCAGUGUGAGCAGGCGGUGGACAGCAGUGAGAACUGGCUCAAAGUCCAGGCGCCUCCAGCGUCUGAACCAGAGCCGCUCAAAGUCCAGCUGGAUCGAUGCCGGGAGGAGGUGGCUCGCCUGGCGUCCCUGCAGCCCCAGGUGGACCUCCUGGAGAAGCGACUGAAGGAGCUGAAGGAGGAGAAGGAAGGGGACGAAGACCCUUCGGCCUUCCUGGAUGCCGACAUCAACGCCUUCAAAGAACACUACCAGAAUGUCCUGGAGGACCUGAGGGCCAGAGAGAGGCAGCUACAACUGGUUUUGGAGAGCCUGCCCCCAGCUCGAUAUAAGGAAACCAUAUCGACACUGUUGGCAUGGUUACAACAGUGCGAGGCCAAGCUGGCCAUCCCAUCAACAGCUGUUACAGAAUAUCCUAUCAUGGAACAGAGACUGAAUGACAUUCAGGCUCUCCAGGUGGCUAUGGCUGAACACCAGGGAGAGGUGGACUAUCUGACCUCAGCUGUAGAGCAGGUCUUCCAGAAAGCUCCCCCAGACAUCAGCCAGAAAUAUCGUGCGGAGAUGGACGCCAUUACAGCACGUUGGAGACGACUGGGCUCCACGCUGACGGACAACGCCCAGAGAGUCCAGGAGCUCAUGUCCAAACUGAUGCAGUUUGAGAAUGAUGUUAAGACUUUAAAGAAGUGGAUGGCAGACGUGGAUGUCUUCCUGAAUGAGGAAUGGCCAGCGCUGGGAGACUCUGAAGCUCUGGAGAAGCAGUUAGAGCAGUGCACGGCUCUGGUGAAUGACAUCCACACUAUCCAACCCAGCGUCAAUGGCAUCAAUGAAGUUGGACUGUACCUGAAGAAGGAGGCCGAGCCACCGUUUGCCAUCCACAUCCAGAAAGAACUGGACGAACUCAAUGCCCAGUGGGAGAACGUCUGCAAACAGGCCUAUGCAAAGAAGUCUGCUCUUAAAGGUGGUCUUGAUAAGACCAUGGCUCUGAGAAAGGAGAUGCAGGAGAUGCAGGAGUGGAUUAACCAAGCUGAGGAGGACUACCUGGAGAGAGACUUCACUUACAAGACGCCUGAAGAGCUACGCAAGGCUGUGGAGGAGCUCAAGAGGGCCCAGGAGGAAGUCCACUCCAAGGAGCUAAAGGUCAAACUCCUGACUGACAGCGUGAACAGUUUCAUUGCCAAGGCCCCACCCACGGCCCAUGAUGCUUUGCGCUCGGAGCUGGAUGUCCUGACGGCCAACUACCAGCGCCUGUGUAGCCGCCUGGAUGGGAAAUGUAAAACUCUUGAGGAGGUGUGGGCGUGUUGGUGUGAGUUGCUGUCCUACCUGGAGCAGGAAAACGCCUUCCUGGACCAGCUGGAGCAAAAACUGGAUGAGACAGAAAACCUGCAAGGAGGAACAGAGGAGCUGCAGGAGGCGCUGGAUAGCUUAGAUGUCCUUCUGCAACACCCGGAGGACAACAGGAACCAGAUUCGAGAGCUGGCCCAGACGCUGAUGGACGGAGGUGUUCUAGACGAACUGAUUCAGCAAAAACUGGACGCUUUCAACACCCGAUGGGAUGAACUUAUGGCAAGGGCAGCGCUCAGGCAGAAGGAGCUGGAGAAGAGCAUCCAGUGGGCCCAGGAGAACGACAAGGCACUGAGGCAGAUCCAGGAAGCGUUGGCCAACACAGACCGCCACCUCACCGCCUACCUGGCUGACCACAUCGAUGCCCAGCAGAUACCGCAGGAGGCUCAGAAAAUCCAAUCUGAGCUGAGCGGCCAUGAAAUGACCCUGGAAGAUAUGAAGAAGAAGCACCAGGACAAAGACUUGUCCCAGAGGACCAUGGGACAGAUAGACCAUACCCAGAAAAUGCUGGCAGACGUGUGGACCAAGUUCCGCCUCUUCCAGAAACCGGCUGACUUCGAUUCUCGACUGGCCGAGUGUGAGCGUGUGCUGGCCGGGGUUAAAGGGCAGGUGGGGCUGCUGGAGAUCCGCAGCGUGGAGCAGGAUGUGGUGCAGUCGCAGCUGGAGCAGUGCAUGAAGCUGUACAAGGCGCUGAGUGAAGUGAAAGGGGAGGUGGAGACGGUGAUCAAAACGGGCCGACAGAUCGUCCAGAGGCAGCAGACGGAGCAGCCCAAAGAGCUGGACGACAGAGUUACCGCCCUGAAGCAGCUCUACAACCAGCUGGGGGCUCAGGUGACAGAGAGUAAACUGGAGCUGGAGAAGAGUCUGAAGCUGUCGAGGAAGCUGCGUAAAGAGCUGAACGGGCUGACGGAGUGGCUCGCUGCCACCGAUGCUGAGCUGACCAAGCGCUCCUCUGUGGACGGCAUGCCCAGCAACCUGGAGGCGGAGGUGGCGUGGGCUCAGUCCAUCCAUGGGGAGACGGAGAAGCAUCAGCCACAGCUGCAGGCGGUGGUGGACCUCGCCGACGCCCUCAAAGCCGUACUGCGAGGCCAGGGCGGCCUGGUGGACGACAAAGUCAGCCUGCUGCGUUGCAACUGGAUCGCAGUCACAUCCAGAGCAGAAGAAUGGCUCAACCUGCUGCUGGACUACCAGCGGCAGAUGCAGAAGUUAGAUGGAGAAAUAGAGGAAGUGAACGGAUGGAUUGAUGGAGCGGAGAAAAAGAUGGAUGAGAUCGACAGCCAGGGGCCCAACGACGCUGUGCUGAAGGUGCUGCGUGCGGAGCUGGAGCUGACCAGAGGGAAGAUGGAGGAGGUGAGGGCUCUGGCCCAGGAGCUCAUGUCCACCAGGGGGGAGAACUGCCAGGCCCAGGUGGGACCCAAAGUGGAGCAGCUCAACCAGAGAUUCGACACCAUCGCCCAGCGUGUCGCCUCUGGACUGACGGCGGCUUCAGCCAAAGAGCUCGAGCAGUACCACAGCGAAGCACAAGUCUGGCUGGAGCUCCUGGAGGAGGAAGUGAAACAGGGGGAAAACCUGAAGGAAGAGGACUUUCAAGAGGACAAGGACUGUGAGGAAGGUGCAGUGAAAGAAUUACUGUUGAAAGGAGAGAAUCUGCAGAAGAGAGCCCCAGAUCAGGAAAAAAGAGAACAGAUAAGACUGAAGCAGAACCAGCUCAACAGCAAGUACAACACCGUCAAGGACCUGCGUGUCCUGAGGAACAGGAAGGCGUUGGCCAUCGCCCCCCAGUGGUACCAGUACAGGAGAAAGUCACAUGACCUGCUGGCCUGGCUGGACGACAUCCAGCGCAGCGUGGAGCAGCUUCCCGACCCCCCCGAGGGAGAGAGGGUCAAGGAAAUUGGCUCAGAGUUCGACAAGAAGAAGGAGGAGCUUAAGGAGGUGCAGGGCUUAGCCAAUCAGCUCUCAGAGGGGGGAGCCGCCAAUCUAGUGGAGCCCCGCCAACUCCAGCUCAACACACGCUGGGUUGAGGUGGAGGGCAAGUUCAUACCCUUCAAAAGACAAUGUUUCCCUGAUCUGCCCAUCACUGAAGAUGAAUACCUGACAGAGCUGCAGGCGUUGCUGCGUUCGGUGUCAGACACGGACUUCAAGCUGAACUCUCCUGAAUACUGGCCUGCAGCUUAUUAUAACCUGCCUCAGCAGGAGCACUGCCUGAAGGAGGUGAAAGAAAACAUCGACAAGCUGCGAGGCCCAGUAGAGGGAGCGCUGGCCCACAGGGAGGAGAUGCUGUUGGGCGCUCGGCCUUUGAGCUGCCAGAGAAUCCAGGAGACAGCCACCCUCCUCAGCACCAACUGGGACAAACUGAACAAGCUCUACCUGGACAGACUGAAGCGCUGGCAGGACUGCAACUCAAAGUGGCAGAAGUUGGUUUCAGAUCAGAAGGCUGUGGAGGGGUGGUUGAAAGAGGCUGAGAGCACUUUGAAACUGGCAGAGACUGAGGAUCCAGCGACACAUCGACAACACCUCCGGGACUUGAUGGAGGCCAUACCCAUGCAGGAAGUGGUGCUGGGUAGAGUGAUCUCUGCAGGAGAGGAGAUCGGCCAGUUAAGCACACCAGACGACGCCCUGCAGCUGCGAACACAGCUCAAGUUACUCAAGACUCGGUGGACCAACGUCUGCCAGCAGCUGAACGAGCGCAAGAGGAGGUCUGCAGAGGCGCGUACAGCAGCAGUAGAGAUGCAGGAGGACAUGGAUGCCAUGCUGGGCUGGUUGGACAGGGCAGAGGGUGUGCUGGCCAUCCCAGUGCAGCCUGCAGACCCACAGCACAUCCGAGAAACUCUACCUAAAGUCCAGGCACACGUGGAGGAGCUUCCAGCCAAGAAGGCAGCAGUAGAGGAUCUGAACUCCAGACACAAACAGAUAACACUUCCUGCUGACAGACAGAAAGACAUCAGGAUCAUCAACACUCGCUGGUCUCAGGUGUCCAAAGCUCUGCCUGAGCGUCAGCUGGAGAUGGAGAGACUUCUGAAGGAGCUGGAGAAACUUCAGGGUCAGCUGGGUGACCUGUCGGCCUGGGCAUCCAGCACCAGAGCCAAGCUGGAGCAGAACCCCGAGCAUCCACCACCCAGACUCAUCGAGGAAGUACAAGUCAGGCAUCCAGAAGUGGAGUCGGUUUUGGACCGAGCCGAUCAGCUGUUCAAGGACACUCCCCCCGGCCAACCGAUCAUGGUGAAAUAUGGGAAGCUAAGAGAAGACUGGACAGUGAUCCUGGAGCUUUGGCAGCAGCAUAAGGAGAGAAUGGCUGCUCUGCUCGUCGCCAAAAAAGCCAAUGAAAGCCUGACAGGAAGUUCCCAACCUGAAUCCGCAGCACUGGCUCAGUUCAACAAGUCCUGGGCUGAGCUCACUGACUGGCUGACCAUGCUGGAUAACAUGGUGCAGAACAAACGGGUGGUGGUGGCUGACCUCGACGAUAUUAACAGCAACAUCAGCCAGCUCAAGUCAUCUCUACAGGAGGUGGACCACAGGCACCCACUCCUGGAGAAACAAGUCACAGCAGCCCAGAACCUCAAGAACAAAACGAGCAACCAGGAGACACGUAAUGCUAUUACUGAACGUAUUGACAGGCUCCAGACUCACUGGGAAGACUCUCAGACUAAACUCUCUGACAGGAAAAAGCAGCUACACAACAUGCUGCAGGAUUCAACCAACUGGCUAGAUGCAAAGAAGAGGGUGGAUCCUCUCAUCAAACAAGCCAGCGAACGGCUGGAGUCAUGGCAGGGCAUCACAUACACGGUGGACGCACUGAAGAAACAGAACGCUGAGCUUAAGCUCUUCUUGAAGGAGCUGCAGCAGUGGCAGGGACAGGUGGAUGAAACCAACGCUCUGGCCCACAAACUGCUAACGCUGUACGCCAACGACGACACGCACAAGGUCACCCAGGUCAACGACAACAUGGUGGCCACCUGGACGCACAUCAACAAACGUGUUUCGGACCGGGAGGCAGCUUUGGAAGCAGCUCUUAAGCUGUUGCAGCAGUUUUACCUCGACCUCGAGAAGUUCCUGAACUGGCUGACGGAGGCUGAGACGACAUGCAAUGUUUUAAUUGAUGCCACCAACAAGGAGCAUCCAGAGGCGGCCAGAAACCUGCUGGCUCAGUGGAGGGACCUCGAGGCAGAGAUCGACGGCCACACCGAGCUCUAUCACUCCUUGGAUGAAAAUGGCCAGAGGAUUCUGAGCUCAGUGGGGGAAACUGAGGAUGGCGCUAUGCUCCGGAGACGUCUGGGUGACAUGAGCCAGCGCUGGAACGACCUGCGCAACAAGACCCUCAGCAUGAGGGCCCAUCUGGACUCAGAGAUGGCCCCCUGGAAGAGGCUCCACAUGUCGCUGCAGGAGCUCCUGAACUGGCUGAGGCUGAAAAGUCAACAGUUGGAACAGGAGCCGCCUGUAGGGGGCGACGUCCCUGCAGUGCAGACACAGCUGGACACACACCGGGGUUUCAGGAGGGAUGUGAGAGGGAAGGAGCCAGUUGUGACGAAGGCUCUGGAUGAUGUGGGAAUCUUUCUGUCUGAACUACCCCGAGAAACACCGUCACCUGAGCAGAGAGACAUCAGCCCAGAGGAGCGUGCCCAGAAUGUGGGGCGAGUCCUGCGCAAGGAGGCAGACGACGUGAUCAACAAGUGGGACCGGCUCAACGCAGACUCCACAGACUGGCAGAGAAGGUUGGAGCUGGCUCUGGACCGGCUGGUGGAGCUCCAGGAUGCCGAGGACCUGCUGGACGGACAGCUGAGACAGGCAGAGAUGGUGAAGGAGGCGUGGGAACCGGUGGGAGACUUGCUAAUCGACUCGCUGCCAGAGCACAUCGACAGAGUUAAGGAGUUCCAAGAAGAGAUCGCUCCCAUUCAGGAGGACGUGACACACAUGAACCAGUUGGCGUCCACAUUUGAUCCUCCUGACAUUCAGCUGUCGCCUAGCAACCUGGAGCGCAUCGAAGAUCUCAACACACGCUGGAGGCUGCUCCAGGUUACCUUGGAUACAGGGGAAAACAACUCAGGCAGAAAUGGACUGGGUGAGGUGGACUUGAAGAUGUCCAUCAAAGAGCAUCUGAAGCAGCUGACCGACGCUCACAGAGACUUUGGCCUUCUGCACGGAUCCGUAGAAAGACCCUUUGAGCAGGGCGUCUCCCCAAACAACGUGCCCUAUUACAUCAACCACCAGACCCAGACAACAUGCUGGGACCAUCCCAAGAUGGCUGAGCUCUACCAGUCUCUGGCUGACCUGAACAAUGUUCGCUUCUCAGCCUACCGCACAGCCAUGAAGCUCAGACGCCUGCAGAAGGCUCUCUGCUUGGACCUGCUGAGCAUGCCGAUGGCGUGCGAGGUGUUCGACCAGCACGGUCUGAAGCAGAACGAGCAGCUGCUGGACAUCUCUCAGCUGGUCACCUGUCUGACCAGCCUGUACCAGCGGCUGGAGCAGAGCCACUCCCAUCUGGUCAGCGUCCCGCUGUGUGUCGACAUGUGCCUCAACUGGCUUCUCAACGUCUACGACACCGGUCGCACUGGAAAGAUUAGGACUCUGUCAUUCAAAACUGGAAUCAUCUCACUCUGUAAAGCACACCUGGAGGACAAAUACAGAUUCUUGUUCCGGCAGGUCGCCAGCGCUACAGGCUUCUGUGACCAGCGUCGCCUGGGCCUCCUCCUCCACGACUCCAUCCAGAUCCCCCGGCAGCUCGGGGAAGUCGCCUCCUUCGGCGGCUCCAACAUCGAGCCCUCCGUCCGCAGCUGCUUCCAGUUUGCCAACAACAAACCUGAACUGGAGGCUGCAAUGUUCCUGGACUGGAUGCGUCUGGAGCCUCAGUCCAUGGUGUGGUUGCCCGUCCUCCACCGUGUCGCUGCCGCAGAGACCGCCAAGCACCAGGCCAAGUGCAACAUCUGCAAGGAGUGUCCCAUCAUAGGCUUCAGAUAUCGGAGCCUGAAACAUUUCAACUAUGACAUUUGCCAAAGCUGCUUCUUCUCUGGUCGUGUUGCCAAGGGACACAAGAUGCAGUACCCCAUGGUGGAGUACUGCACCCCGACCACAUCGGGGGAGGACGUCAGAGACUUCGCCAAGGUGCUGAAGAACAAAUUCAGGACCAAGCGCUACUUCGCCAAACAUCCACGAAUGGGCUACCUGCCCGUCCAGACCAUCCUGGAGGGAGACAACAUGGAAACUCCUGUCACUCUGAUCAACUUCUGGCCCGUAGACCAUGCGCCCGGCUCGUCACCUCAGCUCUCACAUGACGACACACACACUCGGAUCGAGCACUACGCUAACCGGUUAGCAGAAAUGGAGAAUCGUAAUGGCUCUUUUCUGAAUGACAGUAUCUCACCCAAUGAGAGCAUCGAUGACGAGCACAUGUUGAUCCAGCACUACUGCCAGUCUCUGAACCAAGGCUCUCCUCUCAGCCAGCCCCGCAGUCCUGCCCAGAUCCUCAUCUCCAUGGAAACGGAGGAGAAGGGAGAGCUGGAGAGGGUCCUGAAUGACCUGGAGCAGGAGAACAGGAAGCUGCAAGCCGAGUACAACCGUCUGAAGAAGGCCCACGACAGGAAGGGUCUGUCGCCGCUGCCGUCGCCCCCGGAGAUGCUCCCGGUGUCACCGCAGAGCACACGCGACGCCGAGCUCAUCGCGGAGGCCAAGCUGCUUCGGCAACACAAAGGUCGUCUGGAGGCCCGGAUGCAGAUCCUGGAAGACCACAACAAACAGCUGGAGUCGCAGCUGCACCGGCUCAGACAGCUGCUGGAGCAGACUGACUCCAAGGUGAACGGCACAGCGUUGUCCUCUCCCUCCACCUCCUCUCAGCGCUCCGACUCUUCCCUCCCUCAGCUCCGUGUGGCCGCCAGCCAGACUACUGAUACGAUGGGUGACGACGAGUUGUCCAGCCCCUCUCAAGACGCAUCAGGGCUGGAGGAAGUGAUGGAGCAGCUCAACAAUUCUUUCCCUCACAGCCAGGGUCCAAACAUCGGCAGUUUGUUCCACAUGGCCGACGAUCUGGGCCGCGCCAUGGAGUCACUGGUCAGCGUGAUGACGGACGAGCAGAGCGCCGAACAGCACGAGGCCCUGCUCUUCUGAUCCCGCCUUACAAACAUCAUCACCCUUCCCUCCUUCCCUAACCUCCCUCCUUCCCUAACCUCCCUCCUUCCCUAACCUCCCUCCUUCCCUAACCUCCCUCCUUCCCUAACCUCCCUCCCCACCUGUCGCAUGCUUUUCUAGUCAAACAACUGGAUUGGAAACAGUUUACAAAGAGAAUAUAUAAUGUCUAUUUUUGUGAAGGAUUGCGGUUCCAGCAAUGACACGUAAGAAAACAAAACAUUAUAACUUGUAGAUUUCAGUAGUUUCUUAAAAUGUCUUGAAGUUGUUUUAUUAUUAACAGAGGCUGGUUUUUAAACUUCUAUGCAAUUGUAUAAAAUAAGAGUGGGGUUUGGAGGGGGGGGGGAGAUACAAAUAAGUGUGUUCACUGUAGUCAUAUUUGCCAUCUCUUUGUAAUUGGGAUAACAGCUAAAGCAUUUCAGACAUUUGUAUCAGAAAAAACUACAGAUUUUGAUUAUAAGGGUGCUUUCUAAGAGGAAGAAGUCUUUCUGUAACAGCGUACACUACUGUCAAGGUAAUGCAGGCAUCCUGGAUCUUUACAGUACGUUGUCUUUAAGACUGUGUGUGUGUGCGUGCGUGCGUGCGUGCGUGCGUGCGUGCCUAAUUUCCAUAAAACAUUAGAGCCUUUUUAUUUCCUCAUCCGUCCAUCCAUUCAUCUUAUUUGUUUUCAGCACAGUGUACUGUGUGCACAAACCUUCAUUAUACAAGGCCCCAUUUAGAACACGGACAAGUCGGCACACAAAAUAAUGAGGCUAAAUUUACACAAUAAUUACAGGAAUUGAAACCAAAAACAAGACUUGUAUUAAAGGGUCGCUCUAGUGAGAUCAUGCUGCACAUCUAUAAGAGAAAUUGGCCAAGAUAUCUUGAGUUCUAGCAGCCAGUGUGAUUCGUGAUCUAAAAACCCUGGAUUUUUUAUUUCCCACAAUGCAACUUUAGCCAUUUUAUAACACAAACUUACUUCUAAAUGUCUCUGAGCUCAAGUUGAAAUGACCCUGAUGAUGUCGCUGUUCGAUCAUCAGGGUGAUUUUCUCAACAAAAGGGAAGCUAAUUUAUGCAUCAGGGUGUCCCUAAAAUCUGGACACAGGAAAUCUCAACUAUAUUUUUAUUUUGCCUCCACAGAUUAAAUAUGGCUUUGUCGAAAGAAAAAAGAGUUGGACUGGUACUUCUCAGUGGACAUGAAGGACGGAUUUAUCAAAAGAUAGGGUUAGGGUUUCGGUUGAGGAAGUGAUUUUUUGUGGUUACCAUGAAUUUUAGCCAUGACCAAUUAUUUAAUUUUUCAUUUGGUCGCCCAGAUCCGGGUUUUUCCAUGACAUUGCCUGUUUCUUUAAACUUUUUAAGCACCUUCGCCACUGUGGAAAAGCCAAAUGGAACCUCCUUGGAUGACGUGCUUUAAAUUCAGCUAGCUUAUUUCUAAUAUAUACAGGGUGUCCCAAAAGUCUGGACACAGGAAAUCAUGAAGGAUGGACAUAUGGAAAGAUAGCAGAUGGAAAUGUUUCAUGGAAUAUCUCCAUAGGGGUACAGAGGAACAUUUCCAGCAACCAUCACUCCUGUGUUCUAAUGCUACAUUGUGUUAUCUAAUGGUGUUGAAAGGCUCAUUGAUGAUUAGAAAACCCUUGUGCAGUUAUGUUAGCACAUGAAUAAAAGUGGGAGUUUUCACGGAAGAUAAACUGUCUGGGUGACCCCAAACUUUUGAACAGCAGAAAAACAAACUUAACGCCGUCCAGUGUGGUCUAUUAUCUCUGGCCAUCCUUUGGCUAUUUUCUUACAAAGAAAACCAAACAACUGGUCAUCAAAGAUUAAAAUUGGAUUUUUUUUAGAGUCAUAUUCAGUGUUUUUAAGGAAAGGUGAUCCUCUUUGUUGCACUGACCCACACUAAGGAUUCAAAUUUUUAUCCGUGAAAUGCUUUCUCGGUGUCCAUCCAGGGCCUGUUAGGAGAACACAGUACACUGUGCAUGAGUUCAUCAGUUUCUCCCUGUCAACACUACUGCAAGAAGAAGAGUGUUAUUUAAAUUAGAAUCUGAGCACUCUAGUGUUCCAGGGCUGCUAGUUAUGUGUGAGGAUUUCUUCUGUGUGAUUACAACCCAGAGUUCUGUGUGUUUUCAGAGGCCCGGUAACCGAAGCUCUACCUCGUCAUUCAGAGGCAGUUUGUCUGCUGUCCUCAGUCCCGCUCUCCUCUCACAUUAUGGAUUAUUGAUUGAUUACUGCUGGUUGAUUGAAUCAGGAUAUUGUAAUUCCUCUGAAGACGUUCUCUGCACUGUAGGAGCCUCCAGACUGAAUGUCCGAAUGCAUCCGCUCCAUUUCUUUACAUGAGUCGAGUACAAAAAUACAAAUCUGAGGAAUCCGUGUGCACUACUGUAAACCUGGGACAUACUAGAUCUUUGUUUUCUGUGUGGAGGAAGUGUUUCUUCUAGCAACGUUUUGUGUUUGGUUUAAAAGCAGUUUGGUUUUGUGCUGUGUGAGGUGUUCUGAUAUUAGCAUGUGUGACUAAAUCCAUCCUUAUUUAGCGUGGAACCACUCGUGUUUGGCCUCCCAUUGUUUUGCAGCAUGACCCGACAGGUUUUGAUCAGACACUGAAUUUUUAUUUUUUUUCUUGAUCAUUUCUAACGUUUGUGUUUCAUUCUCAUAUCAUGUUUCAAGUAACGCGUCAAUACUCCACAACAUAUCAGAUUCCACCAAAUAUAUGCCUUAUUACUGUAUUAUAAACUGCUUUACUGUAAAUCAAUAAAGCACGCAGUUAUGUUGA
Amphiprion ocellaris (clown anemonefish) is the source of this 13923-nucleotide messenger RNA. RefSeq names its product dystrophin (gene dmd). Lineage: Eukaryota; Metazoa; Chordata; Actinopteri; Pomacentridae. The record is from RefSeq and is a predicted model, not a curated record. Gene Ontology annotation, cellular component: plasma membrane. Bases 153 to 11162 code for a protein of 3669 amino acids. Gene Ontology annotation, biological process: synaptic signaling. The transcript is spliced from 84 exons. Gene Ontology annotation, molecular function: zinc ion binding; protein binding.